GUCUUAUCUGCUAACAAAUGGGAAGAUGCAGAUUUGGGAGACGAGAAACGGAAAGAAAAGUUCCUUAAGUUAAUGGGUGCAGCUAAAAAGGAACACAAAGGACGCUUCGUCAUCGGCGAUACGGAUCCUAAAGAUUCUGCUUUGCAUAAUCGCUCAAAGAAGGAAAUAGAGACCUUGGAGAGUGUGCUUGAAUCGCAGUUCACUCAGUGCAUCAGUGAACACUUGAAGCAUCGCGACAAACGACGACGAGGACUCGGCUAUGAGGGGUCAGACAGCGGCUUGCCAAAGAAUGACAGCUUCAGCACCUUGGUUGACACCAAAACCGCUGCUAGCGUUGAAAAUGGCGAAUGCUGA
Molecule: messenger RNA, 354 nt
Organism: Soboliphyme baturini
Lineage: Eukaryota; Metazoa; Nematoda; Enoplea; Dioctophymatida; Soboliphymatidae
Source: the annotation of a GenBank genome assembly